GAGGUUUUGGAUUGUCAAAAGAUUUUUGAAACUUGUGUGAACAAAAUUUUAGUUUGAUGAAAAAAAUAUUGCAUAAAAACUAAGACGAUGUGAGUGUAAUUAUGUUUGUUUGUCGCUGCAUGCUGACAAGCACUCCGUUCGGAUAACGUUAAGUGCUUAUCGGAGCUCACAGAUUACACAAAAAGCAAGUCGUAACUUAUUCAUUUCUUUUCACCUAAAUGGGUGGACGAGCUCACAGCCCACCUGGUUAACGCAUUACUGCUUCACGGCAGAAAUAGGUAGAGUGGUGUUACCUGUGUGGACUCACAAGAGGACCUACCACCAGUAAAGUUUGCGUGCAGGAAGUACUCGUCUUGAUCAUUUAGGCAAAUGUUCUUCAGUCUGUUGGCCCUCGCGUUAGCAGGAUUAGCUCUGUAUGUUUACACAAACGAGAACACUCAACAGAGUUCGGCCUCCAUUCUCCGCGAGGUGUGGACUGGGAAAUGUCAGCUGUCGUGCUGCGAGAGCCGUGACGGCAACGGACAUGAAGCAGGGUCCAGCUCUGGUCCAGUCCCCUGCGCCUGUGCCCCUUGUCCUUGCAGAGUGCUAGCCAGUGUAUACAGAACAUGCCGUCCAGCGGGCCAGGCCUACAGAAGAAUAGCCGAUACAAUAUCGGACUGUUUCUACAUCGGUUUGAUUAUGUUAGCAGAAGCAUUUAUGUACAUUCAGAGGGUGUUUCAGUUCGGUAGAUCGCGCGAGAGACAAGCCGAGUUGGUGAAUACAAAUGUUUACGAAUCAACAGAGAACUUCCAUUUCAAUGGCGACGAGCCAACGGAGAAAGUUUCCAAUAAAACUAACAAGAACAUCACACAACACGAGUCCGUAUCGAACGCUAAUAGACGGGCUAUUGCGGAGGACGAAUCAAACGUACCAUUCAAUGACAGGGAUGAUAUUAAUGAACCAAAUAUAGAGUUCGGUAAAAAUGAAAUUAUUGGAAGUGUUAUAAAUGACAAUAUUCCUGGUUUUAUCGAAGCGUCCGCGGCGAAAGCUGAUGAAGAAUCUAACGCGGCGGACGCCGGUUGUCAUAAAUGUUUAGAAAAAGGUAAAGUCUGUAUGAGUGAAUGUCCAAGAGCUAAAACGAAUAAGAAAUAAAAAUGUUGUUCUA
This is a messenger RNA of Bombyx mori (domestic silkworm), 1144 nucleotides long. RefSeq lists its product as uncharacterized. The transcript is spliced from 7 exons. The coding region runs from base 370 to 1131 and encodes 253 amino acids. Lineage: Eukaryota; Metazoa; Arthropoda; Insecta; Lepidoptera; Bombycidae. The record is from RefSeq and is a predicted model, not a curated record.